Messenger RNA from Paralichthys olivaceus (Japanese flounder), 1337 nucleotides. NCBI's taxonomy places the organism in Eukaryota, Metazoa, Chordata, Actinopteri, Pleuronectiformes, Paralichthyidae. The record is from RefSeq and is a predicted model, not a curated record.
GUGUGUAUAUUAACCGUGUUGCUGUGUUGUGUGUUGUGUGACAGUGUGAUGGCGGACAGUCUUUGUCCUGCUGGAGGAAUCUAACAUGAUGGCCGCUGACGGCUGCUGCAGAGCGAUGGACCGCGGCAGAGCGAAGGUUUCCUCGGAGUCUGUGCCCAGAGCAGCGUUCCCUCCCCCGCAGCAGCAGCCGCAGCCUCCGGGCUCCGACAUCCAGGAGCUGGCGUCGAAGCGCGUGGACAUCCAGAAGAAGCGCUUCUACCUGGACGUGAAGCAGAGCGUGCGCGGCCGCUUCCUGAAGAUCGCGGAGGUGUGGAUCGGGAGAGGCCGCCAUGACAACAUCCGGAAGAGCAAGCUGACGCUGUCCAUGUCCGCGGCCCCGGCGCUGCGCGGCUGCCUCGGGGACUUCAUCGACUACUACGCGCGCAUCGGGCUCCGGGGCCUCGGGCUCGCGCCGCUCGACGAGCCGCACAGUAACGGACAGGGCCGCGUGCACGAGCCCCGCAGGAGAGCGCAGGAGCACGCGCCGCUGUCUCCCGCCGGGUCCGCCGCGUCCGACGAGCACGCGCAGCGCGUGCUGAAGAGCGAGCUGAUCGAGCGCGAUAACCGGAAGUACUUCCUGGACCUGAAGGAGAACCAGCGCGGCCGCUUCCUGCGCAUCCGCCAGACGGUGAGCAAGGGCCACGGCACCAUGGGCUACUACGGCCAGGGAAUCGAACACACCAUCGUGCUGCCCGCGCAGGGCCUCAUCGAGUUCCGGGACGCGCUGUCGCAGCUUAUUGAAGACUACGGGGACGAUGACGGGGACGAGCGCGGCCGAACCGGCUCCCGGAACCACGAGGACGAGGACGAAAGCCCCGAGCUGCCCGAGGCCGCGUCCUUCCGCGUGGACAACAAGAGGUUCUACUUUGACGUCGGGUCCAACAGGUUCGGAGUGUUCCUGAAGAUCAGCGAGGUCCGGCAGCCGUACCGGAACACCAUCACCGUCCCGCUGAAGGCCUGGGCCCGCUUCGGAGACAACUUCCUCCGCUACGAGGAGGAGAUGAGACGGAUUUUCACUUGUCACAAAGAGAAGAGGACAGAGACGAGACAGGACAGCGAGGAGCAGGAGGACUGACCUGGACUGGAGUUACAUGUCCUCCAGGGGCCCCACAUGUCCCCAGGGGCCCUGCAGACAUGUCCAUUAGGGCCCCACAUGUCCUGCAGGGACCUGCAGACAUGUCCCUUCAUGUCUACCAGGGGCCCUGCAGACAUGUCCUUCAAUAGUCUCCAUGAUGAACGGUCUGUGUCCCCACAACUCCCCUAAGGGCUGGUAAAUGACUAAUCUGAACCUGCCAAGA